Calypte anna (Anna's hummingbird) is the source of this 1799-nucleotide messenger RNA. It is a transcript of the gene PLEKHB1, whose product is annotated as pleckstrin homology domain containing B1. The record is from RefSeq and is a predicted model, not a curated record. Gene Ontology annotation, cellular component: membrane. Gene Ontology annotation, biological process: regulation of cell differentiation. The transcript has 7 exons. Bases 110 to 685 code for a protein of 191 amino acids. Lineage: Eukaryota; Metazoa; Chordata; Aves; Apodiformes; Trochilidae.
GGGCAGAGGAGCGCAGCGCUGCCCGCAGAAGGGACCAACAGAACCGGAUCCGCCCGGAGAGCUCCGCCGAACGGAACCGGGCGCAGGUCCGGAAAACCUUCCUGCAACCAUGGCGCUGGUGAAGAGCGGUUGGCUUUGGCGACAGAGCUCCAUCCUGCGCCGUUGGAAGAGGAACUGGUUUGUCCUCUACCUGGAUGGCAGCUUGGUUUACUAUCACGACGAGACGCAGCGCGACAUGGACGGGAGGAUCCACAUCAAAUUCAGCUGCAGGGAUGUCAGGACUGGGCGUGAGUGCAGAGAUGUGCAGCCUCCCGAGGGCAGGAGCCGUGACUGCCUGCUGACCAUCGUGCUGCGGGACGGCUCCAAGACAACGCUGUGUGCAGAGAGCGAGGAUGAUGCUGUUGCUUGGAAGAUGGCUGUGCUGGAGGCCAAAGCCACCCCGGUGCACGUCUACGACCCCUAUGAUGAUGACUACUACCAGACCGUGCCCCUCGACUCCCACCAGACUGCCUACAUCAGCUCUGGCCACUAUGGCCACCAGUAUGGAGCUCCUGGGGUGACCCACAUCAUCGUGCGUGAGGAUCCCUACAGGGUCUCUGGGGACCAGAUGGCCCUGGGGCUGCUGGCAGGGGCGGCCACGGGAGCUGCCCUGGGCUCCUUCAUGUGGAUGCCCUGCUGGUUUUAACACCCCCCUGCUCACCCCUGUGCCCCCUCUCCCCCCAGAAAAAACCACCCCAACCCUUUGCUCCUCCCCAGCCUGGUUUAACUCACCCCUGGCUUGGUACUCACCACUCAGCCUCCCCCCAAAAAAACUUCCCUGCUCGGCACAUCCUCCACCCUGGGGAUGGAGAUCCAACCCCAACCCCAUCCCAGAGCCUCCUCCCAGCCUGGAAUUUUGCAUUAAAUAACCUAUAAGUGCUUCAGAAACACCUCCCCCCCCAAAAAAAAAAACAAACCUAAAACAACCCCAAAACCCAAUUCCCAUCCACCAAGGGCCUGGGGCUGUCAGCAGAGGGGAGGGUCCAGGAUCCCAACCCCAAACAAACCUCUGUGGGGAGCUGGCUGCAGAAAUACCUGGAUUUUUGGAACAAGAGGGAGAGAGGGAAUCACUGCUCCAAACAGGUUUUUUUUUUGGGCAGCUGGAUGAUUUCUGUCACAGCCCAAGCUUUGAAGCUGCUUUGUAAAGGGUUUUUCUUUUGUUUUAGGGGGCUGGGGGGAGGCUCCAGCACCAGAGUAGGAGUGACACAAGAGGUAAACUCAGGGAUAAUCAGGAGACAAGGUGAAGAUUAAGGGGGAUGAAAACCUUUGGGAGGAUGUCCAAGCCCUUCCACUGCCUUGCACCAGUGCCCUGAGUGUUGCCAAGCUGGAGAAAGGGGUGUAAACCCUGGAGAAUUGGGGCUAAACCCCUGAGAAUUGGGGCCAGACCCCUGGAAAUGGGGAUGGGAAGAACCCUGGGAAUAUCUCAGCUUUCCCAGCCCAGCAGGAGGGACAGGAGGCAUCUGGAGUUUCACCCUGAGUGUUGGGAAGGGGGAGAAAUCACCUGGGGACAAGGACAGCUCACCCUGGGGACCUGGGAACCCUUUCCAGAUCUUUGGAAGCAGGGAUUUGGGAUUGAGGAGGGGGUGAUGAUGCCUUGAGGUGGCCCUGAGGACAGGGGCCAAGGGGGUGAGUGACAUUUUUUGUGUUGGGCAGCACCAAGCAGAGCUGGGAGAGAAAGGGGACAGGGAGGGGCAGCUGCCAAGUGUUACCUUUAGGGGCACCACUUCACCCAGAGCCACCAGUGAGAUAAAAAAAAAAAA